Messenger RNA from Enterobius vermicularis (human pinworm), 201 nucleotides. Lineage: Eukaryota; Metazoa; Nematoda; Chromadorea; Rhabditida; Oxyuridae. The record is from the annotation of a GenBank genome assembly.
AUGAGAGGUUUUGGCAAACGAACAGUUUUGAUGGUUGCAGAAGAAGAUGAAGGUAGAAAUCGGGGAAAAAAACAGUUACAAGGAGAACGACGAGAUAAGGAGGAAGAUGAGAAGAAGAAGAAGAAGAAGAAGAAGAAGAAGAAGAAGAAGAUUGUUGUUGACGAUAUAAACAUUUCUGUUGAUAUACAGACAGAAGCAUAG